AUGGUUGUUGGAGCAAGUGGUACAGGCAAAACAACCUUUGUGAACACUCUUUGUGAACAGAAUGUGAUCGAACACAAGGAUUCGGACAAUGCCCAAACGGCGCAUGUCGAGCUAGGCUUGCAAAUCCAGCCCGUUAAUCUUGAGGUGGAAUCGGAGGGGCUGCGCAUUGGCUUGACAAUUGUCGACACGCCCGGCUUUGGUGACAGCAUUGACAACGAGUACAUGUUUAACGAGAUUCUCGCGUUCAUUGAGCGUCAGUAUGAUGACAUUUUGUCUGAGGAAUCGCGGAUCCGUCGGAACCCACGCUUCCGCGACAAUCGUGUGCAUGCACUCGUGUACUUUAUCGCACCCACAGGCCAUUCAUUGCGCGAGAUGGACAUUGAAUUCAUGAGGCGGCUGAGCCCAAGGGUGAAUGUGAUCCCCGUUAUCGGAAAGUCCGACACAAUGACUCCAAGUGAAUUGCUCGAUUUCCGCAAGCGUGUGAUGGAGGAUAUUGAAUACUACGGCAUCCCCAUUUACAACUUCCCGUACGAUGCGGAAGAAGAUCACCCAGACACAAUCGCAGAGAAUAGUGAAUUGCGUUCGUUAUUGCCAUUUGCCAUUGUCGGCUCAGAGGACAAUGUGACAACGCCUGAAGGCGACGUCACGCUGGGUCGCUCCUAUCCAUGGGGUACAGUCGAGGUAUACAAUCCGGAUCAUUGCGACUUUGUGCGUCUGCGAAACUCGAUCUUCGGCUCGCAUCUGAAUGAUCUGAAGGAAAUCACCCACGACUUCUUGUACGAGAAUUACCGUACUGAGAAACUGUCGCGCGGCAUGCCUACGGACUACGCUGCUGAUGGUUCGCUCCAAAGCGAAGAUCUCGUCAAUCAGAGUGUUCGUCUGAAAGAAGACCAGUUGCGUCGUGAGGAAGAAAAGCUUCGCGAAGUGGAACUUCGCAUUCAACGUGAGAUUUUAGAGAAACGCCAGGAAUUGCUCGCCAAGGAAGAAAACUUGCGAUCGCUGGAAGGACGUGCGCAGUACCCAACGGCCUAA
Malassezia globosa CBS 7966 is the source of this 1032-nucleotide messenger RNA. RefSeq lists its product as uncharacterized. Gene Ontology annotation, molecular function: GTPase activity; molecular adaptor activity; GTP binding. Gene Ontology annotation, cellular component: cytosol; microtubule cytoskeleton; cell division site. NCBI's taxonomy places the organism in Eukaryota, Fungi, Basidiomycota, Malasseziomycetes, Malasseziales, Malasseziaceae. The record is from RefSeq and is a predicted model, not a curated record. The transcript has 3 exons. Bases 1 to 1032 code for a protein of 343 amino acids. Gene Ontology annotation, biological process: intracellular protein localization; cytoskeleton-dependent cytokinesis.